AAUUGGUCCAUGCGUGCAGGUUGCUGGCCAAUCACAUUCUCAGUUGGAAGACAGGGACGCGCUCCCCGGCAGCUCUGAGAGAUCGGAGGCAGCGGGUUAUUAGGAAGGAUGCAGAGUUCUGUUCGGAGGCGACACCAGGCGGCCCCGGGGUUCGCAGGCAGGUUCAGCUCUGCUCAGCCGGAUGAUGGCUCCAGGACUUCUCGCUUCCACCUGGACCUCUGGUUUUAUUUUACUGUGCAAAAUUGGCUUCUGGAUUUUGGACGGCCCAUUGUAAUGAUUAUCCUGCCACUCGACUGGUUUCCACUUAAUAAACCCAGCGCAGGAGACUACUUCCACAUGGCUUAUAAUAUAAUAACGCCUCUUCUGCUCCUGAAGCUUAUAGAAAGGUCUCCGAAAACUCUUCCAAACUCUGUGAUCUACGUGAGCAUCAUAACAUUUGUUAUGGGAGCGAGUAUCCACCUGGUGGGAGACUCAGUCAACCACAGGCUAAUAUUUAGUGGCUAUCAACUCCAUUUAUCUGUCCGGGAUAAUCCAAUCAUGCAGAACCUAACACCGCCAACCCUGGUUGACUCCUUUGAGUUAUUGUAUUACUACGAUGAAUAUCUGGGACAUUCCAUGUGGUAUAUUCCAUUUUUCCUCAUCUUGUUCAUCUAUUUCACUGGCUGUUUCACCAAAAUAAGAGCGGAGAGCAGGAUGCCGCUGUCGGCCUGGGCUUUGCUUGCUCCAAGCAGUCUCUAUUACUGGUACCUUGUGACUGAAGGGCAGAUCUUCAUUAUCUUUAUUUUUACAUUUUUUGCAAUGUUGGCGAUUAUUAUGCAUCAGAGGCGCAAGGGGCUGCACUUGGACAGCAAUGGCCUCUUCCUUCUCUUCUCCUUCUCUGCCACUCUCAUCUUUAUCGCUGCCUGGAUCGUCUGGCUCUGGAAUGACCAGAUUCUGCGCAAGAAGUACCCAGGGGUGAUCUAUAUCCCGGAGCCCUGGGCCUUCUACACCCUGCAUGUCAAUAACUUGCACUAAAGUUGGUAGCCCUUUGGGGCUGGGGAAUGGAGCUGACUGGAGCUAUCACUUUGGGGGACAGUUAAGCAGCAACAGGACACUCCACAUUUUAUUUACUCAUGUGUCCUCAAUGCCUCUGCUACAGAGUGGCAUUUAUUUUAUGUAUAGUUGACUUCUAUUUUAUUAUAUACCCAUAUAUAAUUGUUUUGUCCUGUUUCUCCUUUAUGGACUUUAGCAAUAGGCUAAUCUAAUACAGCAAAUCCAAGUCCAUAAUUUUAGGCCUCCUUAUGUGUAAUGAGCAGAAUUCUUGCUCCCUUUGUAAAAGGUUUGUGCAUUGUUGAUAACUGAGACAUAAUAUAAAAAAUGUAUGGAGACAGUGGAAGGAGCUGGGGAAUGGAGCUCACUGGGAGCUAACACUUGGGACUUGUACAAGGGCAAGCGAUUGUAACAACUACACAUGCUGUAUAUGCUUCCAGUAUUUUAGAUUACAGGGUGUGGGACGGUAUUACAAACAAUUCCAAUGGCAACUUUUAGUUUUGCUCCAAACAGUCAGUUUCCCCCAGCUUUAACCUAGCUGUACAGAGUAUUUUCAGUAGUAAUGGAACAUCUACUGUUUCUGAUUGAGUGUGGAAUCAAUGUGUGAUGUUUACUAAAACAGUUCUGGGGAAGAAGUGAUUAAUUAAUGGAAUCCCUGUCACUGCUGUGUUUCCUUACUUUUAUUCUAAAACCAGCAGUUGUAAUUAUAGUCUUCUGGGCCUGUGUAAAAACUUGCACCAGGACUUCUAUUUUGCACAGGGCCCCCCUACCACUUAGGCUGCUUUGUGCUGCAAUGCUGCAGGCCUCCUGGGGCCAUGGCUGGCUUCACACCCCAACGCCACAGGCCCCCCUUCAGGCCCUGAUACAGCUGCACCCCCUGAUAGUUAUUCCAUUAGAGAAUUAUAUCCUGCUUCAUGGCUAAGAUUUCUGUCACUGCUAUCAUGGAUCUGAAAUCCACUUUGGGGAUUCCUUGGAGAUCAAUUAUAGUGUAAAGUACCACUUUGCCAUUGCUGUUAGACCCAUUACUGCUUAAUGUUUAAUAAGUCUUAGAGAUAAACUCUUUUGAAAUAUAAAUAUUUUAUAAAAACUGGGUCUCCUAAAUGUGUAGAACUUUACUCCUGCUCGGUCCCCAUACACGGGCCGAUAGUAGCUGCCGAUAUAUUUGUGGAACUGAAAAUGAAGGCUAGGCUGGUGGCCAUGAGAAUUCAUUGUUCUUUCCUGGGCUGCCUACCAAACAUUGGAAGGAGCCAAUCAGCUAUGCCCAAGGGUGUGGUUUUCCUGAUAAUUCAUUCUCUCUCUUGCAAUAAGAAACAUCAGUCCAUGUAUAGUUAUACUAAGGCACUGGAAAUUGUACAAAUUCUCUUUUAAAUGUUUUUUUUCAUAUAAAAGCUAUUUGACUUUUA
Messenger RNA from Xenopus tropicalis (tropical clawed frog), 2432 nucleotides. It is a transcript of the gene cln6, whose product is annotated as CLN6, transmembrane ER protein. The record is from RefSeq and is marked provisional. NCBI's taxonomy places the organism in Eukaryota, Metazoa, Chordata, Amphibia, Anura, Pipidae.